GGCAUUGUUAGGUGAGGGAAUGGAUAAUGAAGUAUCUACUCAUUUCUGACUGGCUGACCCAGCUUGGUCUUGCAGAAUGUUGCACACUCUUUGAACAGUAUGAUGGCAUAGAGAACCAAAAAUGAUAGCUGCAGGAAAAUUUUCAAGUCUUCCCAGAAAUGGCCCAGUGAACCACCAGUUCUCCUUAGCUUCUUCCAUGGACCUUCUGACCACCAAACCUUCGCCAACUGAGCAUCGCUCAGACUCCUUUCAAGACAUCUCUAUCCAUGGCACUCUCCCCAGGAAGAAGAAGGGGACAAUUCCCAUUAGGUCUUGUGAUAUGUUCAGCCAUAUGGGAACGUUGCCAUACACCAGAACGCACCGGCAGCAGCCGCCUUUUGUACAGGAUGUUAUAGAAGAGUACCCUCCGCAAAAUGGGAAGAGCAACAAACUCCAUGCCAGAGAUCAGAAUAUUCUGGAUCCUACUUUGGAAUAUGUUAAGUUUUCUAGGGAGAGGCAGGUUAUGGACAACAGCCCAGAAAAACUGAAGAAGGAGUUAGAGGAAGAGCUGCAGCUGAGCAGUGAAGACUUGCGUAGCCAUGCCUGGUACCAUGGACGUAUUCCUCGGCAGGUGGCAGAAGGCCUAGUUCAGAGAGAUGGAGACUUUCUGAUUAGGGAUUCUCUCUCCAGUCCUGGGAACUUCGUUCUUACCUGUCAGUGGAAAAAUAGCUCUCAGCAUUUUAAAGUCAACAGAACAGUUCUAAGACUCAACGAAGCCUACUGCCGUGUUCAGUAUCAAUUUGAACUUGAAAGUUUCGACAGUAUCCCUGGCUUAGUUAGAUACUAUGUUGGGAAUCGCACGCCAAUAUCAAAGCAGAGCGGAGCAAUUAUUUUUCAGCCUAUCAACAGGACUGUGCCUCUCAGGUGUCUAGAAGAAAAGUAUGGUGUAACUCCAGUCCGACAAAAAGAGCCAAGUAUCCCUGAAGGAAAAACAGAAUCUGCAAAAAGGCUGAGUCUUGGUAUAUCCAGCAUGCAGUCCCCGGAGCAGAGCGUGCCCAGAGGAAAUCUUUUGAGAAACAAAGACAAAAGCGGUAGCCAGCCAGCUAGUCUGGAUCAUGUUCUGGAGAAAAGAUUCCCUCUAAAGGCUCACCAGUCAGAGAGCUAUCUGCCAAUAGGUUCAAGACAUCCAUCUCAGUUACCUGAAGCAGAAGCACACUCCUGUCCGAGCUCUCCUGCCUUUAGAACGGGCAGUGAACCUUCUCUGAGCCCCACAGUUGUUCAGAAAGUGACCUCUGAGUCGCAAGCAGGGGAAGCUCUUAGGGGAUCCGACAGUCAGCUCUGCCCAAAGCCUCCACCUAAACCCAGCAAAGCACCCCUGAUGAAGCCCCCAGAUUCUCCUUCGGCUUCCCACAGUUCAGAAGGACACUACUGUGAACUGAGCCCUGCCAGAGAUCCUGCAGCAACAAAACAUUUAUGUCAGAAAAACAGCUAUGUGGAACAUCUGACGCAAAAGGAGAGGGGAGCACACACAUUCAGGAACUCUGACACAAGCUAUUUGAUCCUGGAAGAUGACCCUCCAAUGAACUCUGCAGAUCCUUUAGAAGCUUCAACUGAGAUGGCUGAAGAAGACAGCAUCUUUUCUGCACCCGUUUUUGAGACGGUGUCUAGUUUUAAACCAAAUGAUUUUGAAUCCAAACUACUUCCUCCUGAAAACAGGCCAUUGGAACCAUCAAUGUUAAGAAGAGUUAAGGAGCUUUUCACCAAUAACAAUCCAAAGAUUAUUGCGCAGCAUAUUCUCAACAUGGACUGCAAGGUGGCGAGGAUACUAGAAGUUUCUGAAGAGACGAGGAGGAUUAUGGGAGUGAACUCUGGUCUUGAACUGAUUACCUUGCCUUACGGACAUCAACUGCGCCUUGACCUAAUUGAAAGGCACAAUACCAUGGCAAUAGGAAUAGCUGUGGAUAUCCUGGGUUGCACGGUAAAUCUAGAAGACAGAGCAGCAACAUUGAACAGGAUCAUCCAAGUCGCAGUGGAGCUGAAGGACUCCCUGGGGGAUUUGUAUGCGUUUUCUGCCAUUAUGAAAGCACUGGAAAUGCCACAGGUCACCAGGUUAGAACAAACCUGGACCUCUCUGAGACAUCGUUACACCCAGACUGCCAUUACCUACGAAAAACAGCUGAAGCCGUUCAGCAAAGCUUUGCAUGAAGGCCAAGAGGAGUGGAACA
Molecule: messenger RNA, 2204 nt
Organism: Egretta garzetta (little egret)
Lineage: Eukaryota; Metazoa; Chordata; Aves; Pelecaniformes; Ardeidae
Gene: BCAR3
Product: BCAR3 adaptor protein, NSP family member
Exons: 10
Biological process (GO): positive regulation of peptidyl-serine phosphorylation; small GTPase-mediated signal transduction
Molecular function (GO): phosphotyrosine residue binding; guanyl-nucleotide exchange factor activity
Source: RefSeq, a predicted model, not a curated record